Molecule: messenger RNA, 1237 nt
Organism: Arachis stenosperma
Lineage: Eukaryota; Viridiplantae; Streptophyta; Magnoliopsida; Fabales; Fabaceae
Product: nudix hydrolase 14, chloroplastic-like
Exons: 4
Coding region: 130-585 (151 amino acids)
Biological process (GO): ribose phosphate metabolic process; nucleoside phosphate metabolic process
Molecular function (GO): ADP-ribose pyrophosphatase activity; ADP-glucose pyrophosphatase activity
Source: RefSeq, a predicted model, not a curated record
AAUAAUUAUAUUAAAAGAUGGAUUUAGGCAUUCUUUUCUUCCUCUUUCACACCCUGCAGGUUUUGACAGCUACUAAAAUUAGAUAUUGGAGGUUUUGUUCAAUUAGAUGCUAGGUUUUGACAAGUCCCCAUGAGAUGUAAUGGCAAAAGAGAAUUGAUAGGCACAAAGUUUCUUCUUGUUAUCAUGCUAUAUAAAAAACAUGUCUCAGUUGUGUGGUUUGGUUUGGUUUUUGUUGUUUUCCAUUGCAGGAAUGCUAUUGAUUCCUCUUUAUUCAAGCAAUGGUUGCAUAACUUGCAAAGUGAGAUUGGGAUUCUAGCUGAUGGCACCUUGGCUCUGAGACAAGUUCUAAUUCAGGUUCCAGGUAUUGUAUUUGCAAGAGGACCUGCUGUGACUGUGUUGAUACUUCUGGAAUCAGAUGGUGAAACUUAUGCUGUCCUUACUGAACAGGCAAGGGUUCCUACUGGAAGAAUUAUUUUGGAAUUGCCUGCUGGAAUGUUGGAUGAUGACAAGGGUGAUUUUGUUGGCACUGCAGUUCGUGAGGCUUCUCUCUCUCUUCAUGGCUUAGUUGUGCCUCUGACAGGUUGAAGAGGAGACUGGCAUAAAGUUCAAACUUGAAGACAUGGUUGAUCUCACUGCUUUCUUGGAUUCUUCAACAGGAUGCAGAUUUUUUCCCUCACCGGCUAGUAUUGGAAUGGAUAACUUGAACGCUUAAUGCACAAAGUGGAGCAGUUUUAGGUUGAUUUUGAUCUUUUACUAAGUAUUUAGGUUGAUGAUCAUCUCUAUUAGUGUAAUUUGAUAUAUCAUGAGCAGUUCUAACUUGUAUUGUUUCUGUAUUUUUCUUCGGUUUUUAGUUUUGGAAUUUGAACUCGAGAUUUAUUUUGUAUUUGAGUAAUAGUUUUUUAAUGUAUAAAACAAUUAUAGUAAAUUAUAUAUCUCACUAAUUAUUGUUUGAUUUGUCUUGUAAUAAAAAGUUGCAUAUGAUAUUUGUAGGUUUGGUAAUAAAAAAGGAUUGAAAAUUUAUAUUGUGUAGCAAUGAAGAUCAAGUAACGAAAAGAAAUUUUUUUUUUUAAUUUAACAAGGCUUUCGCUAUGCUUUUAAAGCGUGGCUGUAUAUUUUGCUAUGGAGCGUGGCCGUAUCUCCACCUAUCGCCACGCUUUAAAAACGUGGUCGUAUCUCCAAAGCGUGGCCAUAUUUUCCACCUACAGCCACGCUUUUCCAAGUGGCAGUUUGUAAAAAA